Messenger RNA from Myzus persicae (green peach aphid), 898 nucleotides. RefSeq lists its product as uncharacterized. Lineage: Eukaryota; Metazoa; Arthropoda; Insecta; Hemiptera; Aphididae. The coding region runs from base 271 to 561 and encodes 96 amino acids. The record is from RefSeq and is a predicted model, not a curated record. The transcript has 2 exons.
UCGGUCGCCAGACAGUCGAGCGUCGUCGGUGCCGUUUCUACUGCUACCGUCACUCGAUCCACUGCUGAGCCUAUUCGUUGACCGUCCAAGUCGAGUCUCGUCUACCCCACGGGUUAAGCCCGACACCUGUCUCGUGUCCUCGUACGUAAAACACACGCAAUUCGUUUCGCAUAACAUUAUAUAUUCACGUACGAUUCGAGAGUACCGAACGGACCGCGAACGGACUUAGGAGUCCGAUCGUCCGCGAACGUCGCAGACCGCGCCGAGGACAUGGACAAGGCAGGAGAAUCUGACAAGAAGUCCGGGCCGGUGGGCGAACGUGAACCGGCCAGGAGCGGUGGCGCAUCAGACAGGCCGACCGCGACCACCGUUGAGCGGACGGUGGAUAAACGAGUCACAACCGGAGACGGCGGAUCGGAAGUGAAAGACAAGAACGGAAACGGUUCGGACAUGCCGCCCGACGAGGUGGACGAUGAAGCGGUCAGCGAAGGCAAAAACAAGAUUUUCCGGCUGGAAGGUGCGGUCUACUCAAUCGCAGUUCCAUUACGUCAAUAUAAGUAAAAGCCAAAAAGUACAGUCAUGAAUUACGGAUUUUGAUGGUUCACUGAAAUGAGGAAACACAACAAUCCAAUCUGAAUCGACGGAAUGCAUGAGCAGGAAAUUAUUUUAUUAUAUAUGCUUAUCAAUAAAAUUAUUAAAAUAUAGCCACAUAUUGUGUAUAAAUGUAAAGCAUAAAUCGAGAACCACGAAGUCCGAGCUUAGGUGUGAGCAACUGUCAUCCACCUUAUGAACUCCAUUGCUCGGUUAUGAUAUAUUAAUACGCCUUUACAGACGAUAUGGAUACUGUAAAAAAACAUUAAGAUUGCAAUUAUUCGAAUGACAAUUAUUAUAAACUUGC